AUGGGACAUUGGGAAAUUGUUAUGCACAGGAAGUUUCAAAGGCGCGCGCAACCCCCACACCGUGGUCUUAUACCUCAAAAUGUUUGCUGGAAUCAGGCAUUUGACAUUUGGUCUACUGCAGCAAAGGUUUACAAGAGUCUUUUGCGUGAAGUUGGUUUUGGUGACUUAUUGAAGAUAAAACCCAUUAUGAUUAGCUUGCCACGCUAUAUUUGUGCUUUAGCAGAACGAUAUUUCUCCGAGACUCAUACAUUACAUCUUGACAUUACAUCUGCAGAUUGUGCUAAGCUUCUUAGACUUGAGGGACCUACAGGGGUUAUCUUCGAGGGCAAAGUUCAGCUAGAUGCUUUGUGCCCUAGUAAUUUGGACUUCAGUAAGGAUCCAACUACCGAUGAUAGAGAUUGGAUGCUUAUCCUUAACAUAAGGGCUCAGAGCAUGUUAGGAUAUACUUAUGGAUUGGAAAAGAUCUGCCUCACUAUAGCUCGACCAUGA
Molecule: messenger RNA, 489 nt
Organism: Dovyalis caffra
Lineage: Eukaryota; Viridiplantae; Streptophyta; Magnoliopsida; Malpighiales; Salicaceae
Source: the annotation of a GenBank genome assembly